UUGGUGCGCACCGGCUGAACGCAGCGCUGGUACUCGUGUGUGUAACUCAGCUCCGCUCUGUCCCGGGAUGAGACUUCACCAUCAGCUGUGAGACGGACGAGGUCCACCGUGGAGGACACGUCGCACACCUGCGACUUAAAGGAAAUAGAUGGAGGGACCGCUGUCGCCGCACUCGACCGAUUACUUCACCUCCUCUCGUGGUCCAUGGGGGAGCGCGUUUAUAAGCUGAUUUAACCCAGGGGAUGUGAAUACCUCUCCGGGAUUAGAAGGUUAUUGGGUGAACGACAAUGCCCCGUGGCUCGUUCCGGCACUCCUGGCUAUUGUUCGUGCGGCGGCGGACGCAGGGCGCCCGGUCUCCCACGGUUCAUCUCCAGUAGCUGUACAGCCUCUGCUCCUGUGUCGCCCUCCCCGGUGUGGAUAGGAUAAUAUGACUUCCUGGCUCCGCACAUACGGCAGCGUCCCUCUGUGUCUCCUGCUCUGCUGCUUGGUGGUCGCUGACUGCGCAGAAGACUCCGGUGACAGUGUGUGUUGGUCUCCUGGCAUCACUUCUUGUACAGAGUGUCUCAGACGCGGACCACAGUGUGCCUGGUGCUUUAAGGAGGACUUUCUCGAUGGAGCGGGGUCGAGCCAGCGCUGCGACCUGCCGGUGAAGCUGCUCAGGAGAGGCUGCGGACCGGAGUUCAUGGAGCAGUCAGAGAUCAAGGUGGAGGUCAACGCCACCAUCAGCAGCUCACAAGUGUCCCCACGAGACAUCAGCAUCAGCCUCAGACCAGGUUCAGAGGCCAGCGUGGUAGUGGCUGUGAAGCAGCUGAAGCGUUAUCCUGUGGAUCUGUACUACCUGGUUGAUGUGUCUGCGUCUAUGCAGGAAAACCUUGAUCAUUUGAAGACAGUGGGCGUGGCGCUGUCUCUUCGUAUGACCGAGCACUCCUCGGACCUUUGGCUGGGGUUCGGCUCGUUUGUGGACAAACCUGUCUCCCCUUACAUCAAUGUCCAUCCCUCCAAGAUCAACAAUCCCUGCAGCGAUUAUGAGAUCCGCUGUCGUCCAGCCCACGGCUUCCACCACGUCUUGAGUAUGACCGCAAAUAUGAGCGAGUUCACGCGUGUGAUUAAACACCAGCGCAUUUCUGGAAACAUGGACACACCUGAGGGAGGACUGGAUGCUAUGCUGCAAGCUGCUGUCUGCCAGAGAGCGGUGGGUUGGCGACCCGAGGCCAAGCGUCUACUGCUCCUGAUGACCGACCAGCCGUCUCACCUCGCCCUGGACAGCCGGCUGGCAGGGAUUGUGACGCCACACGACGGCCUGUGUCACCUGGAAAACAACGUCUACACAGGGAGCACCAGGAUGGAUCAUCCCAGUGUGGGUCAGUUGUCUGAUAAACUGCUUGAAAACCAUAUGUACUCCAUCUUCGCUGUGGAGAAGCAGCAGUACAAGUGGUACGAGGAGUUGGUUCGUUUGCUACCUGGCUCCUACCUGGGAAAGUUAGGACUCUUCCAGGCUCCAAACCUUAUGGAGCUGGUGGUGGACGCAUACAAGAGGUUGUUGUCGGAGGUGGCCGUAUCAGUGUCAGUGGAGGACAAGGCAGUCAGCAGGUACUGGGUGUCUGUAUCUCCUCUCUGUCCCAAUGGGUCCACUGCUAAGGACCAGAGCUGCUCGGGGGUGCAACCAGACCAGACGGUCUACUUCAAUAUCACCAUCGGCCUGCGCUCUUGUCCUGAUGACGGUGAAGAUGAAGAUAUAAAAGUGUUGAUUCGACCUGUGGGUUACAACGAGUCCACUGUGGUUAGGAUCCACACUAAAUGUCGCUGCAGUUGUGGACCGACGAGGCGCUGCAAUGAUGACAGCCAAUCACCAUGCAGAGGAACACAAGACAGCCUCAAUCAGGAGCAGAGGCCUCAUCACGGACUUAUUAAGAACUCAGAGAGGGAUUCAAACUGGAAUUGCAGAGCGGAUGGAUCUGAUGUGGACUGCAGUGGUCGGGGAGUGUGUGAGUGUGGAAGGUGUUUGUGUGAGCAGACCAGGCUUGGGUCAGUAUAUGGGAAAUACUGCGAGAUAGACGACUUCUCCUGUCCAUAUGAAGGGGGAUUACUGUGCGGAGGACGUGGUGUGUGUGUGUCUGGUGAGUGUGUGUGUGAGGACGACUGGACAGGCAAUAGCUGUGGUUGUCCCAUCUCAACAGCAACCUGCCAAUCAGACAACGGCUUGCUUUGCAGCGGCCGAGGCAGAUGUGUGUGUGGAAAGUGUGUGUGUGACGACCCCCGACACUCUGGGGACUUCUGUGAGAGAUGUCCUGCUUGCCAAAGCACCUGUCAAUCAUACUGGAAGUGUGUGGACUGCCACCUGUCUCAUGGUCUCACGCAAAAAGAGGCAGGACACUGCAACAACACGUGUGCAUCAUUGGUGGGCUACAUGGAUGAUGUAUCAGGCCAAGCAGGGGAAAUGUGGUUUCAGUGUAUGUACAUCAGUAAUGACAGCUGUCGCUAUCGCUUUCAAACAAGCUCACAGUCCGGUCAGACCCUGCUUCACAUAAGCACAAGAGCAGAGUGUGCCAGCAGCAGCCGGCUGGUAAGAACAUUCCUAAGUGUGUGUGCUCUGACGGUGCUGUGUGGGAUGGUGGUGGUGGCCGUGUCCCGGCUGCUGCUACAGAAGAGGGACUUGUCAGCACCAGGGGGCGCUGCUGAGGACGUAGACUAUCACUGCACUGGAAAGGACCUGUCAUACAUCCCAACAACCAAUGAGAAGACAGUUACUUACAGGAGGGAGCGUCCACCUGACCGUCCCGUGGAGAUGCACAUCCAGGUUUCCAAGAUGCCACUUGGUGACCCCUGGCAGUGCUAGGCAAAGGUCAAGGUCCGAAGAAAGUCAGUAGAGAGAAGGACAGUCAACUAAAGGCUUGUUUUCUGUCUCUAAACAUUAUAAAACUUCAACCAGCUGCAUGUGGAGACUCUGAUAAUGAUGACCUAAACUAUGAAACCUCCAUGGAAUCACAUUUGUAUAAUGAACUGACCAAACUCUCAUUGACUGUGUGACUAAUGUGGCCAGUAUCCUGGAAAUGGAGAUAAAACAAAGAACACAUGUCCUCCACCUCUUCUUCUUCUGUAGCAGCAGGAAGGCCACUUCUUCCACAGGGCAAAGGGUAAUCAUUCCUCACUUUUUAUCCAUGCAGCAAAUACUACUCUAAUUUAUGUGUGUGUGAGUGUGUGUGUGUGUGUGUGUGUGUGUGUGUGUGUGUGUGUGUGUGUGUGUGUGUGUGUGUAUGUGUGAGACGGUCUAUUUAUGAUUUCUUUAGUGAGAACACUACAUGUUUUAGGUUUAUGUGAUUGUGUGACACUCCAAUGCUCCAUCUGAACCUUCUCCCUGUGUUAGUCUGCCCCCUUGUGGUCAGCUUGAGGUACGACUUUUUUUUCUCCAAUAAUAAUGUCAACACAUUACUGAAGUCGGCUGUACUGCCUUGGGAUUUACAGUCAUUCUCAAAGCAAACCAAUAACUCUGUAUGCCUUUUCCUAAUUUGAUCAGACUUUCAGUUUGUGGCAUUCCUUGUCUUCCAGUUUCUUUGUUGCAUUUUGUUUUUGUUAACGGCUCGGCUGCAUUGCAAAGUACUGUUACUUUAUGGCAUUUUUCUAUCAUGAUAAGUGAGAAUAUAGUUUCAUGUGUUUUUGAUAAUCUGGUUAGACUUGCACUAGAACAAUUGUUUUGCAUUAUACUACUGAAACCUGUGGGGUCUCUGGGUCAGGAAAGCUGUGAUGGUGGGUUUGAAAUGAUUGGUUUGCUAUAUGUUGGGCAUUACGAGAUAUCUAUCUACACAUUAAAUGUAGUUGAAGCUAAUGUAACAAAUUCACAACACUGGAAUAACAAUGGACUGAAAAAUCAUAUUUAAAAAAGUAAUAUACUGACAAUUAAUGCCUCUGCAUCAACAAACUGUAGCCUCUUUAACAGAUACAGCACCAGAACUGUGUCUGUAUGCAUCUGCUGAUCAUCCCAGAGCUAUUACUGACAAGUUUAGACUGUGAGACAAACUCCUGUGCAGAGGUACAAAUGAACUCUGACGGUACUGAGAUCAGAGGUGGAUUUAAACCCUUAUGCACUAGAUCCUCUGGAUCCAGAGUGCCAGUUGCAUGGCAUCUUGUGAGACUUACGCUUGCCCAAUCCUGUUCCUCUUUGUUUUAAUUUAACACAACAUUGUUUACAGCAAUAGCUCCUCUCUUUUAAUGUAAGUCAGGAACACUAAUUAUUAUUUAUUGUGAUUUAUACUACAUUUUUAUUUAUGUUAAUUGUGCUAUUUUAAGAUAAGGCUACUUGGGUUACAGGUAGUAAGUACUGUUUUGUGUUUAUGAAGAGCGGCCUCUAUCUCUAACCAUAAGAAUAAUUCAACAAUAAGGUUAUAAUCAUCUCAUCUAACCGGGCACUGAGUCCGGCAUAACAACAGCACUUUUUUUGUGUAGUUUUUGCUGUGAAUUAAUGUGACUAGUUGUGUAGCAUGAAUGUUUUCAUCACAAUAAAAUGUGCAAGAUUUUUCUAUUA
Molecule: messenger RNA, 4519 nt
Organism: Cottoperca gobio
Lineage: Eukaryota; Metazoa; Chordata; Actinopteri; Perciformes; Bovichtidae
Gene: itgb8
Product: integrin, beta 8
Exons: 16
Coding region: 428-2836 (802 amino acids)
Biological process (GO): cell migration; cell adhesion mediated by integrin; integrin-mediated signaling pathway
Cellular component (GO): focal adhesion; cell surface; integrin complex
Molecular function (GO): integrin binding
Source: RefSeq, a predicted model, not a curated record